AUGGAUGAGUUUCAACCAGAGCUAGGGUUAGAUAAUACAAAUGAUUCAAGUAACGUUGAUAUGGAUUUUCAUCAAUUACUGACAAGAGCUAAUGUGGACUUUGAUGAUAAAUCAAAGUUGGAUAUACAACUUAAUAAGGGUGUUUUAUCCGUCCCAACCCCACCAACUUCGUCAUCCUCAUCGUCCUCACCCUCCGUUCCUACACCUGCCAACUCUAACGAUAAGGAAUUUGAAGCUGCCAUUGAAUCAGCUAUGAAGUUGACCUCCGGUGAUUUAUUGGACUCAACUAUUCUGAAUGCAGAUAAGCAUUUUACUUUGGAUAGCUUGUUAGGUGACGAGAAUGACACAGAUAUGUUAUUUGCCCUACAAAUGGCAGACAAUCAAACACAAGCUCAUAAAUCCAUAGAGGGGGAAAAUUCCAAUAUUAAGAGAAAUAUAUCCGAAUCUGAUGAUAGUCUAAUAGUUGAUACAAAAAAUAAAAAGAUUAAACUAGAUGAAAAAUUUGGAACAAUAAUGGAGAUACAGAAAGGUGACAGCACGCAUAUAUUAUCACCAGUAUCACUUUCACCCUCUUCUGAGGCAAACAUAAGUCAAAACCAAAUAAAGCAGGGGAAGCAUAUAGCAUCCGAUCCUCAAUUAUCCAUAGAAAAGUUAUCUUUUGACAAAAAAAAGCAUAUCAUAAAAAGAUCGACAAGUAAACCUUUAAUUCAACCAAAAGAAGAAAAAGUAAAAGCUGAAACAGUAUAUCAGGAACUUCCGUUACCUGAAAAGUUAACCAAUGAAUAUACCAUGCUUCAAAUUCAAGAGACAAAAAGAAGGAUAAUAAACACACACAAACUGAUGUUGAAUUUUAACUUCCUAAAAGAUGGGUACGCAAGAUCUUGUGUGGAGUUAAAGAAGACAAUGAACUGCCUAAAAGAUAGUGAAAUUCACAGGGCCCAUCUGUUAUCAGAGAAUGAAAUAAUAAAGACAGAAAAUGCUAAGCUUCGUGAAGAAUUAGCUGCUCUGAAGAAUGCACCACUGAAGAAUCCAAAUUCAGCUAAUCAAAUCGAGUACCCUCAAUUAAUUGAUAUCGAUAAUGAUGGAUUGACUGAAUUACAAUUAGAUUAA
This is a messenger RNA of Naumovozyma castellii, 1110 nucleotides long. It is a transcript of the gene ATC1, whose product is annotated as Atc1p. The transcript has a single exon. NCBI's taxonomy places the organism in Eukaryota, Fungi, Ascomycota, Saccharomycetes, Saccharomycetales, Saccharomycetaceae. The coding region runs from base 1 to 1110 and encodes 369 amino acids. The record is from RefSeq and is a predicted model, not a curated record.